This is a messenger RNA of Rotaria sp. Silwood2, 723 nucleotides long. The record is from the annotation of a GenBank genome assembly. Lineage: Eukaryota; Metazoa; Rotifera; Eurotatoria; Philodinida; Philodinidae.
AUGACACCUAGAAAAUUGGAUAAGAAUGAAUCGGAACAAAUACUCUUAUUACUUAAUGAAGCACAAAAGUUUGUCGUACAUGUUCGUACAUCAUCUAUUAUUAAUAAUACCAUUGACAUAACAACAUUAAAUAAUAAUGAAGCUGAUCGACCUGAUCCACUUCGACUACCGGAAGUUAUAAUAGUCAUAUGUGUAUUGUUAUUAUGGUGUGGUUCAAUAUUUAUUUUUAUUCGUCAUUCACAAUUAUUACGUAUUCGUCAUCGUGAUUUACCGUAUCGUUUGUCUAUGAAAGCACCAAUGAAUUUAAAUCAUAUAACUGUUGUUCAUCGUACAAGUGAUAUGGUUAUUCAUUCGAAACCACGUCGUAUAUCAGGUCUUGGUACAGCAUCACCAAUAUAUAGUCAUAGAGCAAAUAAAUAUAAAAAUCUCGAAACAAUUUCAUCAAAUUCAUAUUUAUCUCCAAAAGAACACCAUUCACAUUCAUUUAGUUCAAAUGGUUCAAUAACAAAAUAUUCACGUCAUGGUGAAAAACUUCUUGAUCCGCGUUUGAUAUCAUCUUCUGUAAGAAGAAGUUUACUUGAUUUACAUCAUAAAAGUAUGGAAAAUCUACAUGCGAUAAGAUAUAGUAUGUCUUAUUCAACAAAUGACGUUUCAAGACAUAAUCAAAAUGAUGAUCAACGUAUAAAGUUUGACGAACGAGCUGUACAAGAAUCACCUGUAUAA